AAUCUUCGUCCUGUAGUUCGAACAACAGCCGUCAGAGGCGCCGCGCUUCUCUUGUUUACUGUUAGGCGCAGGGAAGAGGAGAGGACAGUUGUGUCCUGUGGGCUUGCCCAGCUGCGCGCUGCCUCAGCUCGAUCCUCCGUGUCUCAGCAGGAGCAAAUAGCUGCCAGUGUCCAGUGGCGGUGUGAACAUCCACCGUCGUUCUGCCUAUGGAGUCCGACGCAGAAGAAGCAGCAGCAGCUCGGGCGCCGCAACCCGCGGCAGAAGAGCAUAUCGCUGGGGUCUCUGGAGGGGAAGUGCAGAGCCAAAAGAGACGCCGCAGACGUCGGCAACGGAGGAGGGCCUCGCAGCCGGAAGGACAGACUACGUAUGCAGAAGCGCCUGCUUCCAGCGUAAGACUGUCUUCUCCUUCUGCUGGAUAUGCCGAGUUCACCACUCAUGGUGAGAACAUCCAGAGUGUCGUGCAUGCACCAAACUCGUACCAACCUGGCUUCAGCAUAUCUACCUCUGACGUGAAUAACCAGGCGCUGCGGCAAAUCGACCUUGGGCGAAGUACGUCGCAGUUGGAAAGCUCGCAGGACAUUCCACCACCAUCUCAGUCCCGAGACGCAGGUGCCGCGCAGCAACUCAGCCGUUCAGCAAAGAAGCGUCGCAAGCGACAGGCACGGAAAAACUCACUUCGUGGACUGACCACGGAACUGAACAAGGGUUGUUCGAACCCUGAGACAGGUGACGCAGGCAAAACUAAUACCGAAGGGCUUAAUGGAAAGCCUGUGAGGGGCGACGAAGGAGAAACAGAUAAAGGCCCUGGUGGUAGCACGUCACCGACACAGCAGCCUCUUGAGGCCGAUGGUCAACCACGUACAGCAGCACAAAGUGGCAGCAUCUCGUCGGAACUGCAGGCUCUGAAGGGCGACGAAAGUGAAACACAUACAGAAGGGCCUAGUGGCAGCGUUUCCACAGAGCAGCCUGCAGUUAGCGGAGGAGGAGAAACGCGUACAGGCCUGCCACAUAGGUCUCAGCUGGGUGUUUGGCACGGGCGUCACGAUGUCUCCCCUCUUCUGAGCGCACUGAGCCCAAGCACAAGCUACCUGUCGACCUUUCCCAGUAUACAGGAAACAAGCAAACGUAUCCGCUUCGGGACAAGUCCCCGUACUACCUCUCAGUCAAAGUAUCAGGGCAGACGCCAGAAGGAUAUUAACUCUUCACCUGAUGAUGUACAGCAGAAAGAACUUCCAGGAGUCCGGGAAGAUACGCAGAGUGUAGAAGUCAAUCCUAGCGAGUGCUCCAAUUCAACAGAAUUGAUAGGUUCACGCAGUAAAGAUGAGGCUAGUGGUAACGGUAGCGAUGAAUCAGAUUCACCCGCCACAGGAUCUUUCAGGUCUUCUGUCGACCUAAAUGACGUGUUCGAGGACAAUUUACGAGAUAUUAAACUGGAGAGGGACAGGGAAGACUACAUCUUGACUGUGGUUCGCAACCUUUCGUUAAUGGCAUCUGCCCUGAUCGGCCAACUAACUCAAUCGAUCAGAGAAAUUUUCGGCGAUCAGGUAGAUGAUCAAGGAGAUGGACCGCCUGAUGGAAUAUUCGUUGAUCUCGUAAUCGAUGACGGAGCCGGGCUGCCUAAUGGAAUUUUCGGUAAUGACGUAGUUAAUGGAGCAGAACCUUUUAAUGGAAUUUUCGGUGGCCCAAUAGUUGAAUUAGGACAACCUAAUGACAUUUUAGGUCAUCUGGUAGCUCCUGAUGGAGCAGGACAGCCGAAUGGCAUUUUCGGUCAUCCGAUAGCGCCUGAUCAAGGAGCAGGACCGCCUAAUGGCAUUUUCGGUCCUGCAGUUGUUCCUGAUGGAGCAGGACCGCCUAAUGGCAUUUUCGGUCCUGCAGUUGUUCCUGAUGGAGCAGGACCGCCUAAUGGCAUUUUCGGUCCUGCAGUUGUUCCUGAUGGAGCAGGACCGCCUAAUGGAAUUCCGCAUUUGGGGCCUGGAGAAAUCCAAGUUCCUCCGUAUAACUUUACCCAUGAGCGUCGGUUGCAAAGCUUAAGAAUCUAUUUGUACGAGACCUGUUCAGACUUUUCCGCGCAAGAGACAUUUGCGGAGAUGGUGGUCGAAGGACAGCAGGCACCAGCAGCAGUCGAAGAGCUUGCUGAACAGUUGUUUGCUUCGGCAGUCUCGGACGAACAGUCUGAACCGGCGAUUCAGAGUGCACAAGAGGGGGCCGUGGAGGAUCCAACUUACCAAGGAUACUCACUAUGGAAUUUGCCACUGGAGCAGCAACACACUGCGUCGUUUGAAGCAGACGCCAGUAGCAGUAAAACCACCCAAGGGGAGGAGGUUGUACAGACCUCUAAGCAGCCGUGUUCCACUGAGAGUGAAAUCGAAGAGACGUCCCCUCAAAGACUACUACUCCGUAGAUUUGAAUCAGAUAUCAUAGCUCUAGCAUCUAUUCGCCUGUAUAAAAUGAGGGCUACCUGCAGACUGUUGUUAAACGGCCUCGCGUCUCUGUUGAACAUAAUCAGCCUGGCGCUGGAGGCCUACAGAGCGGUACAUCAACUCAUCGGGCGUGUGAUCCAUUCUCAGUACGCUGCCAUAAACGGUGUCGUCGGUUUGGUCACCGACGCUGCUACUGCGACGUCAGAGCUCCUGCACAAUGCAUUGUGUGACGCUGAGAGAGCACUGCGUUGUCACUUCAAUUUCUCGUUGGCCCUUAAGGAAAUGGACAGGUUGCUCACCAUUCUUCAACAGGAGUAUCCGUCCGCCGAUGAGAUCGCAGACAGGCCUACCCUUAUCGAAAGUUUGUUGACUCUCCUGGAACGGAAUUCCGCCAUUAUUAAUUUGGAGUGGCUAAAGACCGAAGAUGCUGCUACUGGAUCUGCAAGUGCUGUUGCGUCGACGUCCCAAGAUGAGGGCGCUGCUGCAGAGAAUGGAGCAAGUCCCCUCGAGACACCGUCGGAUGGUUUCGAAUCUAUUCUGUUAGCUAGUCGCUCGGCUGUAGAGGCUGUGGAAGCAGCGAUGAUGCCUCUGGACGUGAUGUACGUUGCUGAACACGAAGAUACAGAUAACGGUGAAUAAGAAAUAAGGACUGGGUACCAACUGUCAUCCGGCAAACAAGCAGGUGCGUAGGGAGAAAAAUUGCAACACCAUUUACCCCCAUAAAAUUGAUUCAUUCAGGAAACAAGGAUGUGCCUUCAGUUGACAAGUCCAAUUACAGGACAACGGAAAUAAAUUUCACGUACGCAUCUAUUAAGAUUCAGACGUAAUUGUAAAGCAAAAAAUUAUACAAAACUUUUGUCUUGCAUUUUUGUUACUAUAUUCACAUCAGUAACGUAUUUAAAACAAAACAAAUGUGAGUUUUCUUUGCAGUGCGACGACAUAAGACUGUAGGGUAAUAGGCUGUAGCAACUCAGCUGACCCACAAAUGACAGUCCUACCCCAUAAGUCUCGUGCAGUUUGUAGCGUUAAUUCACGAACCUCGUGCAGUGCACUUAUUAAAUGACUGUUAACACAAAUGAAGAUUUCGAAUGCUGUGGUUUCGUCGACUGCGUACCUUUGAGAUUUGCACAGAGUAGAAAAAAGCAUGGGAAAACGUUGUGCAUGAGAACACUGGCUUUCAUUAGAAUAGAGCGUAUCGGUCGGCAUCAUUUUUUUAUCUUGGGCUCCACGAGAACUGAAGGCGACAGCUGACAAACUGCUCUUAUCUAAAGCUACUUCAUCAGCUCUGAGUACGGGAAUAAGAGAUUAAUUUACCUGACAGUCAGCGUAGUUUUUGUAAUCCCAGAAUGGCUUCUUAGACCUUGUUCUUCUAAGGCACACUGCGGGUGUAUUUCAUCCGACCAACCUGAUGGGGCUUUCUGUGUUUUCUCCGUAUCACACACUGCUGGGAAAAUGUUAGUAACAUGGGGAGAUGGCAUCGAUUUUGAUCCGAUGACGACAUAGGCCACUUGGGCUAUAGAUAAUGUACUGAUAAUAGUUUCAAAGUCAUCCGCCAGCAAUAGCGUAGUGGUAAAGCAACCAGGGCGCCAUCAGUGUCUACCCUUUAAUACGGAACGCUCGCAGUCAGAAGGUAUGUGGUGGAAGAGUGAAGCAAGCACGCAGGCAGCUAUGCCACAGAGGCACACUUGAGCUUCCUGCAACCAACUCAACUAAUUUGAGAGGGGUCAAAUUUUCGCACCUGUAGAUGCUGUGGAUAUCCGUGCAGCACGGACGCAAGUACGAGUCUUUGUACAGUAGGGGCAGCAGCGGCAGAUCUUACAGCUACGACAGCACUGAUAAGGACUCGUGAGCCCAGUUGGGUCAAAACGGAUUUGAACCGGUGGGACUACAUGUACACACGCUUUUAGCUCGUCUUCCACGCCACACUGACGUGCACAGCUCUAUCGGUACCGUCACCGGUUCACCUGCAAGAGGAAAUGGCGCGCCACGGUCGACAGCUAUGAAAGGUGAUUCACUCUGAACGCAAAUUACGUCCCUUCGCUCUUAACGACGUAGACCUGGUGAACGUUGUCUCGUAGAGCGUAUCAUUCCAAAACAUACUAGACCCACCAAAGGCCUUAUGGUUUGGGUU
Molecule: messenger RNA, 4551 nt
Organism: Schistocerca gregaria
Lineage: Eukaryota; Metazoa; Arthropoda; Insecta; Orthoptera; Acrididae
Exons: 2
Coding region: 207-3059 (950 amino acids)
Source: RefSeq, a predicted model, not a curated record